Guyanagaster necrorhizus is the source of this 957-nucleotide messenger RNA. RefSeq lists its product as uncharacterized. The record is from RefSeq and is a predicted model, not a curated record. Lineage: Eukaryota; Fungi; Basidiomycota; Agaricomycetes; Agaricales; Physalacriaceae. The transcript is spliced from 2 exons. Bases 211 to 768 code for a protein of 185 amino acids.
CCUGCAAGUCCUGUGGAAGAUAUCAGUAUCACCUCUCAAUAUGAAGAUGGCCUAUGUAGCCUUCGACGGUUUCUUCAGAUCGCAAAAGCUCCAGCUCGGUUUGAACGUAACGGAUUCCAUUGCAUUCCAAACACCCCAGUCUGUUGGUUUCCAUAACUUCACACUCCCUGCUGCUGUCCUUGAUCCCGGCGACAGCGUCCUCGACAAACUAUGGCGUACGCUCAAAAGUGCAUGAAUUGUCGUCCCCAGGAUAUGUCCCAGCCGUACGACAGUCCUGUCAUGUAUGAAACGGUGAUGAAAGAUGUUAAGAUUAUUCAUCACCAGCUCGAAUCGAAGCCCGAACAUGCGGUAAAGGCUGAAGCUGAUUUGGGGAGCGUGGAGGCGGCCUUGGAUUAUGGCCUGAGACUUAGGACUGGUUAUGAUUGUCCUCCUAACCGUGUGCUUGAUAGGCGUUAUCUCGCUUUGGUGGCUCUCGACACCGAUGCCCCCGCUCUUUUGAGGUUUACAGGACAUUGCGCCCUUAUUGAAUGGUACACUGAUUGUAAAACGAACUUUCGGUCUUGUUACCUUCAAGCUACCGCCUGGCACGCUAACGAGCCCGUGAAGCUAGUUCCGAAAAAGAGCGCACCUGGUGCCCUGUUUUUUGCCCAAAACAUCAUGAUACCCCAAUCAGAGGCGCCGGGGGUGCUGCUGAUUUGCGACUUCAGUAUAAGGAAAUAUGGGGAGCGCUGGCAAAACAAGAUGCUCAAGUCGAAAGAGAACAGGUAAAGAUGAACUAGAAACGGAUGGCGCGCCCCUAACCGGUACAGAUGCGCGACCGCUGGCUGCGGUAUUGCAUGCAAGUGUUCCAUUAGUGGUGUUUUCUUCAUCUUUUACACCGCAGGCUCAGGGAAAUGCGAUCCAGAUAAGAAACCGUAUCACUGCAGCAAAAACUACGUUCUAUCCUUUCCCUUUUCG